Messenger RNA from Drosophila montana, 2534 nucleotides. It is a transcript of the gene DopEcR, whose product is annotated as G-protein coupled receptor DopEcR. Bases 569 to 1537 code for a protein of 322 amino acids. Gene Ontology annotation, cellular component: plasma membrane. Lineage: Eukaryota; Metazoa; Arthropoda; Insecta; Diptera; Drosophilidae. The record is from RefSeq and is a predicted model, not a curated record. Gene Ontology annotation, molecular function: peptide binding; G protein-coupled receptor activity. The transcript is spliced from 3 exons. Gene Ontology annotation, biological process: cellular response to hormone stimulus; G protein-coupled receptor signaling pathway.
GCAUUAAAAGCAUUAUUAAAAUUUUAUUAAAAUUAGAGAAAAAGCGUUGUGAAUUUAAUAUAGAAAAAAAUAAGCGAAAAGCAAACAAAACCAAAACCAAAAAAAAACACCAAAAACUAUUGUCUAUUAGUAGUUUUUAACGGUACAUUUUAAAUCAAAUCUUUUAAACGAGCUUCUAAAACGAAUUCGCAAACGACAAAAGGCAACAAAAAAAACAUUCACCUUAACCUUAACAGCAGGAAAAGACAACAACAAAUAUCGGUUUAGCCUAAAAGCAGGCAACACGAAAAUUUAUACAAAUUCGGCGACGCCAGCUGCGACGCCGACUGCAACGACAACUGCAGCAGCAGCAACAGCAGCAGCAGCAACAGCAGCAGCAGCAGCAGCGGCGACCUUGGCGUGCGCACAUUUGCAUUCGGCUAUUGGACAAUAGAGGGCGCCACGCUAACUGCCGCCCGCCGUCAUGACAGGAAGUGAGGCCUGCGGCUUACGUGCGAUUUUGGCCUUCGCAUAACCUUAAGCCGAGGGGCGAGCGCUUUCACCUUUUGCCACGGUUGGCCAUUUUAAAAUGCAGGAAAUGAGCUACCUGCAGGAUAAUUCCAAAUUGGAGGCACUCACCAAAGCCGUACUCAUCUCCAUAGUGGGCGUGGCCAUAGUACUAUCCAAUUUGUUAAUUAUAGCUACCUAUGCGAACUUUAAAGGUCCCACAGAGGUGAUUAACUAUUAUCUGCUAUCGCUGGCAAUUGCCGAUCUGCUAUGCGGACUGCUGGUGGUGCCCUUCUCCGUCUAUCCCGCGCUGACUGGCGAAUGGAUGUACGGGGAUAUCGUUUGCCGUUUCACCGGCUAUCUGGAGGUUACGCUGUGGGCCGUAUCCGUCUAUACGUUCAUGUGGAUAUCGGUGGAUCGUUAUUUGGCGGUGCGCAAGCCGCUGCGCUACGAGACGGUGCAGACGAAGACGCGGUGCCAGUGUUGGAUGGUGUUCACAUGGAUAUCGGCCGCUUUGCUGUGCUGUCCCCCAAUUCUCGGCUAUACGCAGCCGAUUGAGAACAAUUUGUCGCACAUUUGCAUGCUCGACUGGGGCAAUAUGGCGGCAUAUACCGUUACAUUGGCAAUAUUAGUAUUAGGUCCCAGCCUCAUAUCGAUAGUACACAAUUACGGUUAUAUAUUUGUAAUGAUGCGCAAGCUGAGAUCGGGCGAGCCCAUACAUGAUAAAGAGUAUGCAACUGCAUUGGCUGAAAAUUUAUCGAACCCUAGUCAUAUGAUGUCAUUCGCAUUAGUCUUUGCAUUCUGGAUGUCCUGGCUGCCAUGGAUACUAUUGCGUCUAUACGAGGCGGUCAUGGGCGAGGUUAUCCAAAGUACUCUCAUCAAUUUUGCGGUCGUCUGGAUUGGCAUAUUGAAUUCAUUUUGGAAAAUUUUGAUAAUGUCUAGCAUGUCGCCACAAUUCCGGAUCGCAUUGAGAGUAUUUUGUUUAACCAUUUGCUGUAAGACUAAGGGCAGAUUGCAAGCUGAAUUAAUCGGGUUGGACCCAGAUGACUAGAGUCGUUAAAUUUUCAAGUAUAAAUUGGUUGUAAAUCGAAAAUUAAUUAAAUUAUGCAACUCUGUGUCAUUGCCACAAAACAUUUACAUAUAACUGAAUCGUACUUGCCGCCUGGCCACAUAGUUGCAUUUUUUUUAUGGAUCGCUGGCGACGCUUCGCAACACUCCAAAAACCAAAAUCCGUAAAAGAAAAACACGAAACACAACUAACAGAAACUAAUAACUAAUUGAAAGACAUAUUCAUUUGAGAUAGCCCGUAAGCUAAGUUUGGUAAGAGUUUUAAACAUAAUUAUGUUUCGGAUUCGAUUGUAUUAUGUAUUGUGUAUUUAUGAGCUUACAAAACGUAUAUAUCUAUUAUGUAUAUGUAUGUAUAUAGCGUAUAUGUAUACAUAUCCAGCUAUAUACCCCACAAAAAACAACAAAAAAAAAACUUAUAACAAGGCCUAAUCUACUUCGAAAAUUCAAUUCAAUUUCAAAUUGCAAAUGGCUGCAUUUCCGUUUCCCUUUCCGUUUCCCUUUCCGUUCCGUUUCGAGCAGCAGCUCUUUAGCAAAGGCUACUCUUACAAAAAAAAUAAAAAGUGUGUACACACUUGGCGUGUUAGGUUUUCUUCUUCUCUAAAAGUCCAUAUUUAGUAGCAUUCUAGAAUUUAACAGCAACAACAAUUUAUCGAUAAUCGAUUAUUUAUCGAUAUGCCAAAGACAGAGACAGGAGCGUAGUUAGCAAAAAAAAAAAAAAAAACAAACGUAGUUCCACGCGUUCCACAAGUUCCGCCAGUUCCAAAACGAGUUCGUAUUUCGAUCUGCGCACGCUUCAGCGUUAAAUUAAAACCAAAGCGAAAAUUUAGAAGGAAAAACAAAAACAAACAAACAGUACUUAAAUAAACUGAGUUCGAAAAAACGAAACCAACACGAAACACAUUUCCAGUAGUUUUUAGCGCAACUAAACUAAAUAUUAAUACAAAAUCGAAAGAAAAAAAAAAAAACUAUAUAUUUAGUUU